AGAGGGCAAGCAAUAGGUUCUGGCACAGGUGUGUGUUUGUGUAUAUAUGUGAGGUGUGACAGUGUGUGGAUCCCAAAUAUGCUAAAUAAAGGGAGAAUAGGUAGGAGGAGGCACAGCUCAUGGGUGAUUGCGGUGAUUAUGUGGGUCCCUCUUCUACCUCCCUCCCUCUGUCCCUCUGAAUCUCAGAGCUGAGAGAGACAACACCGUGCCUGCCUGACUCCUCAAGUCACUGUGGCGUUCUGUAAAAGCUGCUGGGAAGCUUGAUUUAAGAUCUGCAGCCAGAGAGAAACGGGGUGAAGCACAGGAGAAGAAAAUCGACUCAUAUUUACUGAACUGCAGAGACGCCACUCAGGGAUUUUCUCAGGGUCUCCGGUCUUGAACAUCUCCACAGGUUGGUCUGCAGAGACAUGGAUAUUUUCAUGGAUUUCAGUGUGACCAGUAACAUCAGCCACGAAACAGGACAAGGAGGCAGUAAAAGCCACGGACUCAACCGCAGCGACCCCCUGGACAGUUUCGUGGGCAUGGAGAUUCUUCUGCGUUUCAAACCCCUCUUCUUACCUCUCUACUGCCUCGUAGUGGCCGUGGCCGGGGUGGGAAACUCCAUCCUGUUGGCUUGCAUCCUGGCUGACAAGAAACUCCACAAUGCCACAAACAUUUUCAUCGGAAACUUGGCAGCAGGCGACCUGCUGAUGUGUUUGAGCUGCGUUCCCCUGACUGUGUCUUACGCCUUCGACAGCCAUGGCUGGGCCUUCGGGAGGCCCCUGUGCCACCUGGUCCCCUUGCUGCAAUGUGCCACGGUGUUCGCCUCAGUGCUUUCACUCACUGCCAUCGCGGUGGACCGCUAUGUUGUUGUAGGUAAGAUUUUCAAUCUCACUUCUACUCAUACCACAUGUAAUGCGUGAUAUAUUCUUCUAUGCUUUCCUCUGUUGUACACAAUAUCUGUUUGUCUCCUUUUGGUGUCAGCUCACCCGGUUCGGAAGAGGAUUUCUGUGUGGGGCUGUGGUGCAGUGACUCUGGGUGUAUGGCUCCUGUCUCUGGCUCUGGCCGCACCUCCCUCUAUCUAUACCCGCUAUGUGGACCUGCGGCCGAGUGGUAUCGACUUGGUGGUGUGUGAAGAAUUCUGGCCUAAUAGUGGCAAUCUGCGGCUGCUUUAUUCCUGCUUCAUCCUCAUAGCCUCCUAUAUGAUCCCCCUGCUGUCCGUCAGCAUGUCCUACUGUGCCAUCACUGUCAGCCUCAAGCGCUAUUCAAUACCCGGGGAGCCAUCCAGCAGUCAGCAGCGCUGGAGCCAAAGGAGGAAGAAGACCUUCUAUCUUCUGGUAGCCUCAGUUCUGUCCUUCGCCCUGUGUUGGCUCCCACUGCAGGUCCUGAACCUGUUGCUGGACCUGGACCCGAACUUCCACUUCAUAGGGAAGCGCUACAUAAACGUCUUACAGGUCUGCUGCCAUUUAGUAGCUAUGAGCUCUGCGUGCUACAACCCGUUCAUCUACGCUUCACUGCACAGCAAGGUCCGCAUGCACCUGAAGGGCUACCUCUGUCCUUGCCGCAAGCGUCAGAGCGCCGUGGUGUCGAGGCCGACAUCAAGGAGCUGA
Molecule: messenger RNA, 1589 nt
Organism: Pleuronectes platessa (European plaice)
Lineage: Eukaryota; Metazoa; Chordata; Actinopteri; Pleuronectiformes; Pleuronectidae
Product: 7 transmembrane receptor domain-containing protein
Exons: 4
Biological process (GO): G protein-coupled receptor signaling pathway
Cellular component (GO): plasma membrane; neuron projection
Molecular function (GO): neuropeptide binding; neuropeptide Y receptor activity
Source: RefSeq, a predicted model, not a curated record